Rhizopus microsporus ATCC 52813 is the source of this 924-nucleotide messenger RNA. RefSeq lists its product as uncharacterized. Bases 491 to 841 code for a protein of 116 amino acids. The transcript is spliced from 2 exons. The record is from RefSeq and is a predicted model, not a curated record. NCBI's taxonomy places the organism in Eukaryota, Fungi, Mucoromycota, Mucoromycetes, Mucorales, Rhizopodaceae.
UCUCGGCCAUUGGGAAGAUAUUACCUUUCAUGAAUAUCUCAUGUGGAUCGCACUCUUGACGGUAAUGACUGUGGUCAAACAUGGUGAUAGAAAGGCAUAUUGGAGACAAGGCCAGUCUUUUUUCUUGAUGAACGUUGACUUUAGUCAAUAUAUGUCUUUUAACAGAUUCAAUGACAUUAUGAAGAUGCAUGUUUUUGAAAUUCCUUCAAAGCAGGUUCAGGAGCUUGACCCUCUUUAUCAAAUUAGGUCCACCAUCCAAGCCUUCAAUGGUCACAUGGCUUAAUGUAUAAUACCAGGAAAAUAUCUUGCUAUCGAUGAAUUCAUGAAUCAAUGGUUAAUUACUGGUAUGUCAAAUUUGAAGAAGGCUCCUAGAAAGCCACAUCCAAUCGGACAAGAGUUUAAGACGUAGACUGACAAUCACUGCUACUGCAUAUUACGUAUCGAUACAGUCAGUGAUCCUUGCCCAAAAGAAUAUGACAAAGAUUCUGGUAUGAAGAAGCUGACGGCCACUGUAAAACGUUUGGUGAAACCUUGGUUUGGCUCUGGUCGAACAGUCAUUGCUGACUCUUGGUUUGAUUCGCCCGAUAUGAUCUCAAUGCUGAUGAAUCAUGGUCUUUAUUCGAUUAUGCAAGUCACCAAGCGUCAUUACUGGCCUCAGGGCAUGCCUGAAACAGACAUUGUGGAGAGCGUAGAUGCUAACUAUGGUAGCUACUACACUAUGAAAAAAGAUACAACCAAUGGGAAAAUGUUGGUUUGUGCUUUUCGGGCUCAAAAAAUAAAAGCCUUUGUAUCCUCAUGUGGCAUCACUAGACUUGUUGAUGAAGACUUACAAGUCUUCUGACGGUAACUUAGUUACUAUCAAGCGUCCAGAAGUAGUAGAUGAAUUCGAAAGACACAAAAGUUCUGUGGAUGCUGCAAAUAAUU